AUGGAGGUCACACGCGUGGCGUCCACAUCGCGCGGCGCGAGUACCUCAAGUGGCCCACACGAACCGCCCUCGAAGCGUCGCAAGCCCGACAUGCUCGCACCCUCAUCACCCUCCAAGUCGCGCGACCUCCUCCACCAAAAGUUCCACGGCCGCACCGCCAGCUCCAUCGCCACCAGCAUCGAAGAGCAGGAGCGCAUCCAGGCGCAGCUGCUCGCAUUCGCAGAGACACGCGCGCGCGCAUCCUCGUCGCAUCAAAUCGCCCACCACUUGGACGAUGACUUUCGAUAUCCUCCGGGCUACGAGCAUGGUGGCAGCGCGGAUGCGCGUGGACUGCUCGAGCAAAUCAAGAACCGCACAGCCCAGCCCAAGGCCAGCAACUUUCUGCAGAAGGCGAAGCAGGUGCAGCAGGCGCUGCUCGACAAGCAGCGGCGCUCGGCGGAUCUGCAAAAGGCACGGGACGACGCGUCGCUCAGAGAGAGCCUUCGCAGCUCCGGCUUCGGCGAUGAGAAUGCCAGUCGGGUCGAGCAGAGCCGUGUACCGUCGAGCGCAGCUGCCUUUGCGCGCGGCACCCAGCGCGCGCCAGAAGCUUCUGAUGCCGAAUCCGACCAAGACGACGCAGACGACUAUGAGCACCCUCUGUCCGACACGCACGUCAGGCGCGAUGAUGACCUUGCGCUCAUCGAGAGCCUGCGUCCAGGUCCACGCGCCAUCCCGCCGAACCCAGACGACCCCAAGUGGGAGGCGAUGGAGCCGUUCUCGGGCCACCGUCUACGCGAGCGUAAGCUCUCCCAUUCGCAGCUCAAGGAGCACCUGCGCGCGCGGUACCACAUCCCGCCCUCGCUGCUGUACUCGAUCGCACGGCCCAUCUCGGCGCACACCGGACACGGCAGGCAGGCCGACUGGAAAUCUGCGCGCAACGGCGACUUUGAGGUGCCUGUCGACGGAGAUUGGAUCGUGAUCGCGACGAUCGUCGAGAAGAGCGACCUGCUGCUGACCAAGGGGUUUGAUCCGAAUGCCAACGCGCCUCGCACGUCCCAUGGCAGACGCGAUGAGGUCGACGACGACCCUGUGCUGUUCAAGGACGCUGCGACCGGUGCGAAUGGCCGGCUGAGGCUCGAUCUGGAGCCGGGCAAUCCGAAUGCGUUUGCCGACCCAACAGCCGCGGCCAAGCCCUGGCAGCACAAGGGCACCGUGACCGAGGUGGACGAGGAGCUCGAUCGCCGCCGCGAGCAGCAGCGCCUCGCCAACCGUCCGCGCAAGUUUGUCGUGCUCAAGCUCGUGGAUCUCGGCGUGGACCGUGCGCAGGCGGACGGCAGCGGCAGCGCGGGGCGGGGCGACAACUAUCUGUCGCUCGUGGCGUACGAGGCGGACCAGGUGGACACGUCGAACGCAAACGGAGCGCGCAGCGAGGUCGCCGAGGUGCUGGCGCAGACAAAGUGGGUCAAUGGCUCGCGCGGUGCGUUUGAGCUGCUCUACCAGCAAGCCGAGGGCACGGUGGUGGCCAUCAUGAAUCCCAAGGUGCUCCGGCCGUUUGCGGUGGGCGCCAAGGGGGCGGCGGCGACCAAGAUGCUGCGCAUCUCUCCACGCUCCGCCGAAGACUGUCUGGUGAUCGGGCAAGCUGCCGACUACCGCCGCUGCUCAGCGAUGCGCGCCAAUGGUCAGCGCUGCGCGAGCUUUGUCGAUACCAAGGCGCGCAAGCAGACGCGCGCCACGGUAUGCGACUACCACCUCAGCCGCCACAUGGACGAGAUCUCGCGCGGGCGACCCGAAUUCGCCGCCAACGCCACCACGCGCUUCGGUGGGGCGAGCAGCGGUGCGGCCGAUGGGAACACCGUUGGGGCGACCAGCACGUAUGCCGCGCCGCGCAACAGUGAUUUCUUACAGGAGCUGUAUGCUCGCAAGCUCAACUCGUCGUUCGGCAACAUUGGCGAUGGAAUGUCGGGUAACGGUGGGCAAGUUUUCGUGUCCGAGUCUGCGGGUGAGGCCUCGGUGCGCGCAUCGGACCCAGGCAGUUGCAAGUACGCCGUGGCGGAGCGGUACGGUCGAGGCGUCACCGAGAAGCAGUCGCGCAUCAAAAAGCAGAUCGAGGAACAGCAGCUGAUGCGCAACAUCGAGGCGCGUUUUGCGCCCCGUCCUGCACCGAAAGCGCCCAAGGAAGCCGAACCCAAGCUGCGCGAUGAAGCGGUCCUACCAGUGCUGCCAAACGGUAGUGCGGACAUGAUCAAUGCGGCCUAUUCGACGCUCGAUGAGCGCAAGCGUACAGCGGCGCUGCAGCGGCAAGCGGCGGAUGCAAAGCGUCGCAAGUACACCGGCACCACUACCGCGGUGGAGACCGAGGUGCACGAAUCGAGACUGCGCUUUGCCCAGCCAACGCAAAGUGCGGGUGCAUUUCCCAUUGGGCCUAGUCGAGACCGCUCGCAGGGUGGGAGUUCGCGAACUGCGCUGCUGUCGCUGCUCAACAACCGCACACCCGCCGCGGCCGAACCGAGCCUAAAGCUCAAUCGUGCCCAUCGACCUAAGCUGCGCCGUCCUGUGGAGGAGGGCAAUGCAAAGUCCGACCUCACCGUCGUAGGUGGAGAACUGGUGCAUCUCCAGGAUCUGGAUGAUUGGGCAGACGAUCUCGACGACCUGCCAGCACAGUCCCAGCCUGCACCAGAUGCGGACGACGAUUCGGAUCUUGAGAUCGUAUGA
Moesziomyces antarcticus is the source of this 2691-nucleotide messenger RNA. Its product is annotated as zf-primase-domain-containing protein. Gene Ontology annotation, biological process: DNA replication; DNA replication initiation. NCBI's taxonomy places the organism in Eukaryota, Fungi, Basidiomycota, Ustilaginomycetes, Ustilaginales, Ustilaginaceae. Gene Ontology annotation, molecular function: single-stranded DNA binding; DNA replication origin binding. The coding region runs from base 1 to 2691 and encodes 896 amino acids. The record is from RefSeq and is a predicted model, not a curated record. Gene Ontology annotation, cellular component: nucleus; replication fork protection complex. The transcript has a single exon.